Molecule: messenger RNA, 1952 nt
Organism: Rotaria sp. Silwood2
Lineage: Eukaryota; Metazoa; Rotifera; Eurotatoria; Philodinida; Philodinidae
Source: the annotation of a GenBank genome assembly
AUGCCGCAGAUUUUCGAUGAUUCAUUAUCAACUAAAUCUUUAUAUUCAGACGAUCCUAUCGAUCGAUAUAUUUUCGAUCAUUCGCUUCGUUAUACACCUGAACAACUUGAACUUUUGGAAGAUAUUAAAAAUUUACCAGAACAUAUUCAACCAUGGUUAGGAUCAACAGAUGAAGCACAAUUUUUUCAAAUACUUAUUCGACUUAUGAAUGGCAAACGAGCAAUCGAAAUUGGAACAUUUACUGGUUAUACAUCAUUAACUAUUGCUUUAGCACUUCCAUCUGAUGGUGAAUUAAUAACAUGUGAUAUAAGUGAUAAAUAUAUUCGUCAAGACAUAUGGAUUAAAGCUGGUGUUCGAAAUAAAAUUAAUUUACAAAUUCGACCAGCUUUAGAAACUCUGAAUGAUUUACUUGAAAAGUAUGGUCCAAAUUCAUUUGAUUUCAUUUUUAUUGAUGGUGAUAAAGAAAAUUAUAUUCAAUAUUAUGAAUUAUCACUUCAAUUAAUACAUCCAAAUGGUUUAAUUGCAAUUGAUAAUACUUUAUGGAAUGGAUGGGUAUUAGAUGAAACUGAUACAUCAAUUGAAACAAUAACAAUACGCCAAAUAAAUGAACUUAUUAAGAAUGAUAAUCGUGUUGAUAUUAGUUUUUUAAGAUUAGGCGAUGGAACAACAUUUUUUAUUAUUCACGAAUGUUUUUCUUCGAUACAUAUUUCUCCGACCCGUAAUCAAUUGCAAUAUAGUUUUAUAAGAACACAUUCUGAUAAGAUAAAUGAACGUUUUAAAAGACGUACAACGCUAGAUAUAUUUCAAAUUCAUAUUCAUUAUGAUACAAGUGUUAAAAAAUUAUUAAAAGAUGAACAAAGAUUAAUUAAAGAAGCUGCUGAAGCUGCAACUAAUUAUUGGAGUAAAACUAUUCGACCGAAAUAUAAAUUAAAUAAUCGAAUACGGUUAACAAGACAAUGUCCAUCAAGAAAAAUGUUUAUUGUUGAAAAUGAUUAUUCUAUACAUUAUUGUUCAGAAAAAUGUUUAGAUGAAACACAUUGUGGUGAUAUUAUUGUACCUGAAGAACAUUUGCAACAAUGUCAUGUUUGCAACAAUGCUAAAAAAUGUGAACGUAUUGGUACAAAAGGUUAUGGUGUUAAUGCUGAAUUUAUUUUGUAUGUAUCAGCACUUGAAACAAAUCGAUGUGAACCAGUUGAUACAUUGGCUACAGCAUCUUUUUGUCAAUUAGAAUCUGAACAAGAUAGGUAAAUAGAAUAAAAUUAAGAUGUUUAAUGAUUGACUGAUAAAGAUUGAUUUAAAUUAGAUAAUAAUUUGAUGUCAAGAACGAAAUCAGUUCGAUUCAAUAGAAUCAAACUUCAUCAAUUUACAUAUCUUUUUUAGAAUGCUUAGGAAAGCAUGAUGAUAGUAUUGGUCGAUCAAGUUUAAUCUUAAUGUGUGCAUAAUUGUAUAGUUUAUAGUACAUGUGAAUGUCACUUAUCUAUGAAAAGCCCGCUUGAAUUCUAAUGAAACAUAUGUAUAGCAUGGAAGAUAACCUUCAUUUUUUUUAAAAUUUGGUUUAGUAAAGAUUAUUUAUAUGUUAUAUUAGUUAAUGCGAUUGAUAGCUCCCUGUUGCAUCUCUCUUAAUUAACUAUAAAGGAUCGUCCAAAAUUUAUCUAUUUUGAUAGCAUAUAAUAGAUUUGAUCUAUCAAAACACGAGCUAUACUUUUGAAGAGUCAGCCUUUAUCGUAGCUGCUCGUGCGCCCUUAUCUUCGUUUUCUCUUUCAUCCCCACCUAGAUAUGCACCCACAGCUUAGUUCUUUUUAUUUGAUAGCAAGAGCCAUAUAUCCCCCCGGUCAUGAAAAACCGAAAAGCUUGUUUCUUUGAUUUCUCUAUGAUGGAACAUCUUUUAGGUCCCAUAUUUAUACCACAGAUAGACCUUGCGUUACUCUAUCUGCUGGCAAAGUUUCAGCGAU